CCCACCCACCAGGUAUAUCUCCAUCCGCCAGCCAUAGCCCAUCAACCAGGCAUAGCCAAUCCACCAGGCAUAGCCCUUCCACCAGGCAUAGCCCACCCACUAGGUAUACCUCCGUCCACCAGACAUAGCCCCACCCACCCGGCAUACCUCCACCUACCAGGUAUACCUCCACCCACCGGGCAUGGCCCACCCACUGGGCAUAGCCCCACACAGCAGGCUCAUCCCUAUCCACCAAACUAGCUCCCUCCGCCAAGCACAGACCCCUCCGUCCAUCAGGUGGCAUCCAUAUUCCGGCGCCCGCAGCCCGGCAGGAGGCGCCCCGCGGACCUUUGGCUGUCUGUCGCCUGCCGCUUUCGAUUCUACCAGGUCUGGGUCGCGCCUCUCGGAAGGUCCAGCGCCGGCCCCGCCCUCGGCUUCCUCCGGGGCAGCGGGCGCGGAGCAGCGCGGCGAUGCUCUUCCCCUCCUUCUUUCCAUCCCUUUCCCUGGCCUUUCCUCCUUUCCCUUUUCUGCUCCUCUUCUCCGUGCCUCAUUAGAUCAACACAGAAUUUUUCGGGCAGUUCCUCUGUGCCAGAUGUGGUGACAGUAAAGGGAUUAAAGCAGGAACAAAGCCAAGAUGGGAAAGGCAGGGAACGAGUUGGAGCGAUGCCAGAGGCAGGCGGACGAGGUGACGGAAAUCAUGCUCAACAACUUCGACAAAGUCCUGGAGCGUGACGGGAAGCUGGCAGAGCUGGAGCAGCGUUCAGACCAACUCCUGGACAUGAGUUCAGCCUUCAGCAAGACAACCAAGACCCUCGCCCAGAAGAAGCGCUGGGAGAAUAUCCGCUGUAGGAUCUACAUGGGGCUGGCGGUGGCAGGUGGCCUACUCAUACUUUUGAUUGUACUGCUGGCCAUCUUUCUCCCGAAGAGAAGUGGGGACAGCAGUGCCCCACAGGCCCAGGACACAGGCGUUGCCUCAGGGCCUGGGGACUGACACAGCAGGCCUGGGGGAGAGGCUGAAGGGCUUCAGUGGUCAGCUCUGGUCUCCAGAGAACCCUGGURUUUGUCCCCUUCUGAGCCACCCCAGUGACACCAAAGGGCAACCCUGAGACGUGCACCACUGCACCUCCCAUCUUGCCACAGACUGGUCCUCAGUGGCAGCUUGCCGCACCAGCAACACCAGGCCAGCCCCACUGGAGCUCAGUAAAAGCCACUGUCUGGCUAAAA
Molecule: messenger RNA, 1203 nt
Organism: Urocitellus parryii (Arctic ground squirrel)
Lineage: Eukaryota; Metazoa; Chordata; Mammalia; Rodentia; Sciuridae
Gene: Vamp5
Product: vesicle associated membrane protein 5
Biological process (GO): Golgi to plasma membrane protein transport
Cellular component (GO): plasma membrane
Source: RefSeq, a predicted model, not a curated record